GCGCCGUUCUAUUGGGCUCAAUAUGUAGCUUGGCAAACUUUAUGCUCAAAGGAAUGGUGAACAGGGAGGUAACGCCAUUCUUGUAUGGUGCAUCUCUGUGCGCAUUGAUGAAAAAGGACGGUGGUAUUCGGCCUAUCGCUGUGGGCAGCGCGCUUCGUCGUCUGGUAGCCAAGCUUGGUUGCAAUGCGGUAAGGGGCGUAAUGUCCGCCCAAUUACAGCCGCGACAGCUGGGUUUUGGCGUGCCGCUGGGUUGCGAAGCCGCCAUACAUGCUACUCGGGCUUUUGCUUUUGACAGGGAUGGAUCUGAGACUGUCAUUUUUAAGGUUGAUCUUGAAAACGCGUUUAACAUGGUCGAGAGAGAUGUGAUUUUACGCAAGGUUAAAGAGCAAGUGCCUUCGCUAUAUCCAUUUCUACACCAAUGUUACUCCAUGCCCAGCAACCUCUUUUACAGGAGCAGCCUUUUAGAGUCUCAGGUGGGAGUGCAACAGGGGGAUCCCUUGGGCCCUUUACUUUUCAGUCUGGCCAUCCAGGAUGUCGUGUCAUCGUUGCGCUCCCCUCUAAAUACUUGGUAUUUGGAUGAUGGCUGUUUGGGGGGGCGUCCCGAGGAGGUUUUGGAGGAUAUUGAGAUUCUGAUACGGAAUUUGAAUGCUUUGGGCCUAAGAUUAAAUCCGCAAAAGUGUGAGCUGUUCUCAUGUUCUGGGCAGUUGUCGCAAAAUGUGAGUGGACGUUUCAACGCUUUAGUGCCGGGUUUUGUGCAACUGGACAAGGCCCAUUUUACCCUUUUGGGUGCACCCGUGUUCCCAGAGGGGGUGCCGAGUGUCUUGUUGUCCAAAAUGACGGCACUGGCGGACACUAAACCACUCCUAGGUCAACUCUCGGCGCAUGUGGCUCUGACGAUUCUGCGGUCGUGUUUGUCCAUUCCACGACUAACUUAUACCCUUCGAACAUCACCUGUAUGGCUAUGUGGCGUGGAGGCAGCGAUGUAUGAUGAAGCACUGAAUGAUCUCUUGGGGGGUAUCAUUAAUAGUAGUAUGACAGAGCUUCAGUGGUCUCAGGCAGCGCUUCCAAUUAGGCACGGUGGUCUGGGCAUCCGCCGUUUGCAGGACACUGAGUUGCCGGCUUUUUUGGCCUCUUCGUCGGGAGUGUUACAGCUAGUCACUCGUAUCCUACCAUUUAAUGGUGACAAGCUAUGCAUUCCUUACGCAGACGAGGCCUUGGAAUUGUGGCGGGCACGUUGUCCUAGCGGCACGGUGCCGGAGCUGCCGCAGCGCCAACGGGAUUGGGAUGAGGAGAUGUGCCGGGUCACGGUAGCUGCGCUUCUGGCACAGAAUACAGGCGCGGAGCUCGCACGUCUGCGAGCGGUGUCGCAGCCGGAGUCGGGUCUUUGGCUGCAAGCAUUGCCAUCGCCGCAAAUGGGGACGUUACUGGAUGACGAUUCCCUGCGUGUGGCGGUGGCGCUGCGCCUCGGCUGUGAUAUCUGUGAGCUACACUCAUGCGUUUGUGGAGCGAUGGUGGACCGACUAGGCCGACAUGGCCUUCAUUGUGUUCGCAGCGCGGGGAGUCGGGGCUAUGACAACCGCUCCGGGGCAUACCUGAUGCAGAGGAUCUCCCUGGCUGUGCAGCGAGGUAAUGCCGCUAGCAUCAUGGGCACAUUUUCGUCGGUUAUGUCUCGGGGCGGUUUAUUGACUUAGUAGGUAUGUAAGCUUAGUUAUUUUUAUUUUGCCUGUUAGUUUUAGUUAUGUUUUGUAUUUAUUAACU
Plutella xylostella (diamondback moth) is the source of this 1758-nucleotide messenger RNA. The record is from RefSeq and is a predicted model, not a curated record. NCBI's taxonomy places the organism in Eukaryota, Metazoa, Arthropoda, Insecta, Lepidoptera, Plutellidae.